CCACUCAACAUGCUAUAAAAAGUACAUGCAGGUUGUCUUUACUUUUAUAACACGAAUAAUUUGUCGGUUUUCUUCAGUUUCUUUAUUCCGACAUUAAGUAGGACUUAACUGUAUCUUUAACGUCGAAACGCACACCUCUGUCACAACGAGGAAGUUGCUGCUUCUCAAACCGAAACCAGCCCAGUCUUGUUUGUGUGUGUACUUUCCUUUGCUUUGAGAGUGUCGCCAGCCUACAUGGAGAAGCUGCUCCUCGUUUCUGUCGUGGGCUCCCUUAAGAGAACAUAUCUCGACAUCAUACUGGCUUAAAGUACAAUGGUCAUGGAAUGAAGUUCUCCGUUUCCUCUGAAACGUCCUUUAUCACACUGAAUGAACGGAGAGCUACGGUGUUACUAAGUCAUUAAGAGAAAGGGAGACCACCAUGACGGCAAGUACUGCACACCAUCUUUGGUCCCUUGAAGACACUCUUGGUCAGGGAGCAACAGCAAGUGUCUACAAAGCACGAAAUAAAAAAACAGGUGAGGUGGUUGCGGUAAAAGUUUUCAACAUGGCCAGCUACAGCAGACCGUAUGAAGUCCAGAUAAGGGAGUUCGAGAUAUUGCGGAAGCUGAAUCAUGUCAAUAUUGUCAAGCUGUUCGCAGUGGAGGAGAUACACAUGAACCCCAAGCAGAAGGUUAUGGUGAUGGAGUUUUGUUCAGGAGGAAGUUUGCUGACUGUGCUGGAAGAUCCAGAAAAUGCCUUUGGUCUGCCUGAAUCAGAAUUCCUUAUAGUGCUACGAUGUGUAGUUCAUGGCAUGAAUCAUUUACGCGAGAAUGGGGUGGUCCAUCGAGACAUCAAGCCAGGCAACAUCAUGAGACAAGUGGGUGAGGAUGGGCGCUCAGUCUACAAACUCACAGACUUCGGCGCUGCUCGUGAACUAGAGGAUGACGAAACGUUUGUGUCCAUAUACGGCACAGAGGAGUACCUGCAUCCAGACAUGUAUGAGCGGGCAGUGCUGAGGAAGCCCCAGCAGAAGGCCUAUGGAGUGACAGUGGAUCUCUGGAGCAUUGGUGUCACCUUUUACCACGUCGCCACUGGAUGCCUGCCUUUCAUUCCAUUCGGCGGUCCUCGCAGGAACAAAGAGAUCAUGUAUAAGAUCACGACUGAAAAGCCUGAGAGGGCCAUUGCAGGGGUUCAGAAAGUGGAAGAUGGUACCAUAGAGUGGAGCUACCAGUUACCUCACUUUUGCCAGCUUUCAGAGGGGCUGAAGAUGCAGCUGGUGCCAGUGCUGGCCAACAUCCUAGAGGUCAGCCAGGAGAAGUGCUGGGGCUUUGACCAGUUCUUCGCCGCUACCACGGACAUCCUUCACCGCGUCACAAUCCACAUCUUCUCACUUCAGCAAGCUACGGCCCAUAGUAUCUACGUCCAUUUUUACAACACGGCUUCAAUAUUCUUUGAAGAAGUUCAGAUCCAGACAGGAAUUGAACCAGAGUUCCAGAAGUACUUGUUUCAGGGUCACCCUCUCCCCUUGGAGCCCUGCAUGAAAGUGGUCAAUCUACCACCCACCACUCCAGACCGACCCAUUUUCCUGCUCAGCAGACGACCUGAGAAGAUCGCAGCACUGCCAAUCAAAGAGCCGGAGACUCGACCUAUGCCCACGAGAUUUGAUGUCAUAGCAGACCAUUCUUUCUCAAGGAGCAUGGUAGGGGUCAUCCACCAGUACCUGCGAAUGGUGCGUGUCCUCCUCAAACACAGGGAUUUGAUCCUACAAGGAGUCUACAGCUAUAUUGAAAGUGUGCGUAUCGAGUGCAAUAACACAGCACACAAGAUUGCUAUGGUGAACAUGAAGCUGCUGUCCUGCCUGAGCACAGAAGAGACACUCAAAACACUCAGAGGCCAGUUUCCUUUUGAGUUUCCAGAUUCCUCCGACUAUAAGCAGAAACUUCGACUGAUCCAGGAGAAAUUGCCAGUCUAUGGCAGCAACAUCAGAGAGUACCAGAGCAAACUUCAACAUCUGCAUGUGGAGUUGGCCAAACACUCAGAGAGACUGGCCGAGGACAAAAGCAUACAGAAGAUGGAGGUUCUUUUGAACAAGAUUGUGGCGAUUCAUCAGCAAUAUCGGAAAGACAGAGUAACUGGCAAGCUCAACUACAACGACGAGCAGAUACACAAGUUUGAAAAGCUCAACCUGUCAUCUCACAUAAAGAAGGUAAAGAAGCUGUUUUGCGAUGACUGUCUGCAGAAGCAUCAAGAAGUCUGUACUGCAGUGGAGAUAUGGAACAGUGCACUGUAUGAUAUGCAGUCAAGGUUGGACCAAUUCAGCAGUUUCUUCCUGCAGCUAAUAGGGGACUUGCAGAUCUGUGAGGGUCAUCAGACCAAGGUUCUGGAGAGAGUGUUGGUAAUAGGUCUUCAGAGACCACCAGGAACAGAGGCCAUAGACGGGCUGAAGAAUAAAGACCACAUGAUUCUUCGGAUGAAGAGACUGAGAGAUGAGAUGGAGACACUAGCUCGGGAGCUACAGAAUAACAACCAUAUGAUAGAAAGAGCAUUUAACUCUUCGCUGGUGGUGGAGCCGAAUUUACUACAACCAAAAGGACCAUGAGGAUUGUGAAGAGCACAACCAAGUGUCCAAGCUAAAGAACUUUUCACUCACUGAGCCAUGUACUGACGGUUAAAGUUGAUUGUAAAGGGGAAAGGAACAGGUCAGUUCAACACGAGACUCCACUUAAACUCUGUUUCCUUUUUACUUUUCACCUGCUGUGAAACUGAUUAUCGAUAUCUUGCACUGAUCUCAGGACUUCUUUCCACACCAGUAGUUCUGCUGCCUCAUCUAUGGACGCACCAUAUUAAAUAUUGAUGCCUCCAUUUA
Molecule: messenger RNA, 2845 nt
Organism: Pygocentrus nattereri (red-bellied piranha)
Lineage: Eukaryota; Metazoa; Chordata; Actinopteri; Characiformes; Serrasalmidae
Gene: ikbke
Product: inhibitor of nuclear factor kappa B kinase subunit epsilon
Exons: 22
Coding region: 419-2578 (719 amino acids)
Biological process (GO): peptidyl-serine phosphorylation
Cellular component (GO): cytoplasm
Molecular function (GO): protein serine/threonine kinase activity; ATP binding
Source: RefSeq, a predicted model, not a curated record